AUGAAACUCAAGAUGAUCGUGGAUAUAUGCUCGUCCAUCAACCACCUGGAGAGAAUGAAGUUUCAUGUAGAGCUCCAACACGACGACCGCGGCACGCAUUCGCUCAAGUCAUACGCGAUCAGAGCGGAUGAGAUCAUGUAUGAUUCCAGCAAUGGCGGGCGAUUCAAAUGGGUCCGAGAUCCGUCCAAGCCCAGGGAUGCUCGCUACCAGAGCUAUGGUAGCAUGCUCUCGGGACCUCCCCUCACUGGAGCGAAUCGCAAAGCGCUCGUCGAACGCCUCAAGCCCAUCUCGCACGAAGACGCGGACCCACACGAGGUCGCGGCCACGUGGUUCUGGCUCGUCCAGACGUACCCGUGGAUUGUGAACAUGGGCCGCGGCAUGUGUGACGUCCGGCCGUACUCGCCGCAGGGCAUCGCGCAAGUUGGAGAGUGGCUCGCGCUCGACCGCGGGACGCCCGGCUGGUCCAACGUGGUCGUGGAUGAGGAGAUCAGGACAUCGCCGGUCUUCACAACUGGCCUGUCUGUCCUGGGCUCACCGGCGGCUGAGCAGACUACGCCGGUGAACGAGCCUCUCAAGAGGACGUUUGGCGCACUCACGGGGUAUGACAAGCAGACUGCGGAUUGUGAGCUUACGCACGAUGUGCGCGUUGGCGGCAUGAGGUGGACGAGAUAUCUGGUACGAUGCAUGCCUGUGGGCACAACAUUUAUGUUCCUGCAGGCACUCGAUCCAGACGGUACCGGAGACGUGUCCAAAGCGAUCCGCGCUGUCGCAGCGGCGGCGUCUUCCGACUUCCGCACCAUGGGAAUAGUAACGGGACGUCAGUACCUAUUCGACACGACGCUCACGCACACUGCGGACCCCGCGCAUAAAGUGCCUGACUCGCUGUGGUUCUUCGUGCUGCGCCGUGAUCGCGACCAAGGUGUGGACCACCGGUGCAGCACCCCGUGGGCAUUCUGGUCGACCGAGCGCGAGCCCGCCGAAAUCCCGCCCAAUGUUACGUUCAAUCCGACACCGCGUUUUGAGCCGCUCUCGAAGAAGCCUGAGAACCCUGUGUUCGCAUGGACGCAGGUCCUCGAUGGCAUGACCUUUUCGAUUCAGGCGACGGUCUUCCAUCGAUUCACGAUGCUCACUGAAGACGAGAUCCUAGCCCUCAGGCAGCUAAGCGUGCCAGACGACUCGCAGCGGGCGUACUGGGACGAGAUGCAGGGGCACGCGCGCAUCGAAGAAGUCCCCGAGUGCGCGUCAGACGAGCCCCAGAACAAGCGGUGGCUUGACAUGCCGGCGCGCAACAGCAGAACGUGCCAGAUCCCAAGCGCUGGGACGCCG
Molecule: messenger RNA, 1326 nt
Organism: Trametes versicolor FP-101664 SS1
Lineage: Eukaryota; Fungi; Basidiomycota; Agaricomycetes; Polyporales; Polyporaceae
Exons: 9
Source: RefSeq, a predicted model, not a curated record